AUGGCGAAGUGCACCGUUAACCCUCAACAAAUGUUCAUCUCAGAGACUCCAUUUAUCUCGAGUGUAACUGUAUAUGAUCUACUAGUUAUGCUCUCAUCUGCUUUUACGAUAGUCGGCAGUGCUAUUACUGCUCAUCUUAUAUACGGUCACGCUACGAACUACACGAAGCCUAGGGAGCAGAAGCAAAUCAUUCGAAUCCUACUUAUCGUACCUAUUUUCUCACUUUGUUUCACCCUCGGCACUGUCUUCUACCGCAGCAAUGUAUAUUUCGCGAGCGUGUACGAGGCUUACGAAUCUCUUGCAAUCGUUGCCUUCUUUCUCCUUCUGUGCCAAUACAUUCAGCCGAACUUACGCGCUCUCCGGAACUAUUUUGCCGAGACCGAAACAAAACCUUGGAUUAUUGUGGUUCGCUUCUUUAUGAUUCAUUUAGGCAAAAAUAAAAGAGGAGUAACAGCGGAUGGUUUCAAGUGGCUCAAGAUCAUUUGGGUUGGAGUUGUACAGUUUGCUGUUGUCAAGAUCCUUAUCUCAGUUCUUAAAUGCAUUACGGAGGCCACGAAUGUCUACUGCGAUCACUCUAAGGACGUGAAAUACGCAAGCAUUUGGCUCAUGAUUUUUGGAAUAUUUUCCGUAGCAGGCGCUAUGACGUGCUUGUUUCAGUUCUUCUACCAGAGUCGAGAAAUAUUGUUUCAGCAUCAAGCCGUGCUUAAGUUCUUAGCAAUCAAAUUGGUUGUCAUCGUUUUCUACACUGAAGGGUUUAUCUUCGAUCAACUGUUAGGAAAGGAUGGACCCAUCAACCCUUCCCAGUUUAUCUCGUAUGCUUCCUGGUCUGUGGGAAUUCCUAAUUGUCUAUCCGCCUUUCAAAUGACACUUCUGUCGAUCAUGCAUCUAUGGGCAUAUCCUUUCGGCGUGUACAAAGUAAAGAGCUUGAACGAACAACUUCCAGGCUUGACUCAUCAAGUAGAAACCAUUGACACUGCCGUCAUGGGCGAUGGUUCGGCUAAUCUGGAGACCGAACCUUCAGGCGCCGCGGAAAAUCGCAGUCUAGCUGGCUGGCGGGCUCUAGUAGACACGAUCAACUUGAUGGAUGUCGCGGAAGCAACGCUGCUGGCUGCAAAGUAUCUUGUUGGCCGUUGA
This is a messenger RNA of Clonostachys byssicola, 1134 nucleotides long. NCBI's taxonomy places the organism in Eukaryota, Fungi, Ascomycota, Sordariomycetes, Hypocreales, Bionectriaceae. The record is from the annotation of a GenBank genome assembly.